AUGGCGAAGGUGGACAAGGAGGUAAAGGCCAUCAAGGCCUUCUUUGAAGGCUCCAAAUUGCGUUAUGAUGAAGAUGAGAGGAACCUGUACUUUGUCUUCAGCACGGGCAAGCGAAAGCUGCGCUUCCAGUUCUAUGUGCCCUACGGCUACCCCGACGACGCCUCGCCCGACGAGCGACCUCUCCUCAUGCAAGAAGAGGGCCUCUACGACGAGCUGGUGGAUCAGGUCAAUGACUUCUCGCGAGAGGGCGGUUCCCUGGUCAAGGCCGUGGAGCUCAUGCACAAACUGUUGUCGAAGAAGUUUGAGCUGAAGGGCUCGCGCGACGUGAGCCAGCUCAGCGGCGGCAAGGCCAAGGAGGAGCCCAUGAGCGAGGACGAAGACGAAGAGGAGCCCUCGGCCUCCGAAUCCGAAGAGGAAUUCUAUGACGACGAGGACGAAGACGGCAUGUCCAACGGGAAUCCUCGGCUGCGCAAGGACGUAGAAGAAACCGAGGCCUACUUUGGCAAGGGCUCCGUCAAGUACUUCCCCGAGCUGUCGAUGGUGCGGCUGUUCGUAGACACCGCGUUCCUUUCGGAGAGCGUCGCUUCGGCGUUGGGCAUCGACUGCCACAUCCCGGUCAACAUCUCGCUUCACUUCGGCGAGGAGUACCUGGCCUCGCCCUCGCCGCCCACCUUUGAAAUCGACCAGAAGCCCAAGGCCGAGCAAUUUGGCCUGCAGUUCCAGAUCACUGAGAUCCUGAGGAAUUGGAUCAAGCAGAACUGGAGGAAGAGCGAAUACGCAACCUCGCUCUCCACCUCGUCCGGCGGCACCACCAGCAGCUUCAAGCUGCUCGGCUCCUCCUCUUCUUCAUCUUCCUCUUCUUCGUCCUCCUCUGCGUCCAGCAGCGGACUCCUGGGCAAAUUCUUCAACAAGAAGGGCCAGCCGCAAAAGACUUCGGCGCAGCCGCAGCCGACGACGACGGCGACGACCACCAAGGACGACGACGGGGCCGCCGAUGCCGUCUACGAGCCCGACAAGAAGUGGCCCGCGCAGCUGAAGGAGCUCGUGGACAUGGGCUUCGAGCGCGACGUCUCCAUGUACGCUCUGCAGACCACCCACGGAGUCGUCGCGGAGGCGCUCAAUAUGUGCCUGGACCCGCAGCCGUGGUUCAAGGAGGAGGCCAAGAAGAUGGCCAAGAACAAGGGGCAGGUCGUCACCCGCGCGCUCUCCAAGUCGCAGGCCUCCAAGAGCAAGUACAACUUCCUCAUUUCGCUCGUCAUCUACAUCCGCUCCCGUAUUGCCAACUGCAGUAACUACUGCCCGAUCUGCGACCACAAGCACGAGUGCGAGGGCCUCAAGCCCAUCGUGUGCGCCAAGCCCGACUGCGUGUGGCGGUACGAGGAGCUGGGCCUGGGCGCCAACGUCAACGCCGAGAUCGCGCGCGCGCCCGAGGUCGUCGAUCUCAUGAUCUCCCUGGCCUGCGCCGGCGUCAACUCGGGCCGCGGCGAGACCAUCCUCGAGCCCUUCCCCAUGGCCGACUUUGCCCCCAACGGCACCAAGGACCUCAACCGCCUCAAAUCGGUGCUGGAGGGACUGCCGUCGGUGACGGAGCUGAGCAGCGCCACAGAGAUUCGUCCGUUCCUGGACCUCAUCGACCCCGGCCCAAGCGGCGGCAAGAGCUACUACCGAUUGGUGCGCUGGCUGCUCACGUCGAACCGUGCGCACUUGGUCAGGCUCAGCGAAGAGCAGCAAAUCAAGGAGAUGGCUACGCCCUACCAGUACAUGCUUCUCACCUCAACGCCCGAGAAGGAGGCCCGCUUCGUGCAGCUUAAGAAAAAGCACGGCUCGUUCAUGGCAUUCCACGGCUCGCCCAUGGAGAACUGGCACUCGAUCCUGCGUAACGGCCUGAGGAACAUGAGUAACACGAAGAACAUGUUGCACGGUGCCGCACACGGAGCGGGCAUCUACCUCGCGCCCAACGCUGGCACCUCGCAAGGCUACAUGCGCGCCGGAACCGGUUGGGCCAAGAGCCAGUUCGGCUCCUCGCUGUCGUGUUUGGCCAUGUGCGAAGUGAUCGACCACCCCGACCUCUACGGUCGCGAUCACAACCAGUGGUGUUACGUCGCCAAGGAAGACGAUCACGUGAUGACGCGAUUCUUCUUCAUCUACAGCAGCACCAGCUCCUUCCCCACUGCGGUCAACGCGCGCCAGCUCAAGGUGCCCGACAUGCAGGCCUUCAAGACCGCCUGA
Messenger RNA from Acanthamoeba castellanii str. Neff, 2229 nucleotides. RefSeq names its product Poly(ADPribose) polymerase catalytic domain containing protein. Gene Ontology annotation, molecular function: protein serine/threonine kinase activator activity; NAD+ poly-ADP-ribosyltransferase activity; kinase binding. The record is from RefSeq and is a predicted model, not a curated record. Lineage: Eukaryota; Discosea; Longamoebia; Acanthamoebidae. Bases 1 to 2229 code for a protein of 742 amino acids. Gene Ontology annotation, cellular component: nuclear envelope; intracellular anatomical structure; endoplasmic reticulum tubular network. The transcript has 16 exons. Gene Ontology annotation, biological process: endoplasmic reticulum unfolded protein response.